AUGUCUACACUGGACGUGUUGAACUCUUGCGCAGAUCAAAGCGGCUACGGGACGGGAUGCGCAGACGACGUCUCGACGCCCCCCUACCCUCGCGCCGCCUUCCACCCCCCUCAGUCGUAUCCCGUGGCGCUAGCGCAGGAUAUUUGCAUGCGAGACGCAUUCGAUCGAAUACCAUUAACAAUGUCAAUGAUUGACUUCGAAAAGUGGAACUAA
Messenger RNA from Arctia plantaginis, 213 nucleotides. NCBI's taxonomy places the organism in Eukaryota, Metazoa, Arthropoda, Insecta, Lepidoptera, Erebidae. The record is from the annotation of a GenBank genome assembly.